CCGUUGCACAACUUUGCCGACACAUAAAAGCAGCCGCAGGACGUUGUGAUUCACAACUCGGGAGACGAAGAGGAUCAGAAAACAAUCUGCCUGACUUCAACAUGUGUUGAUGUGUUGUCCAACAGAGAUGGAAAGAAAACUGGAGAAACUGGAGGAGAAGCUGAAGGAGCUGGAAGACAAGAUGAAACCAUCAGUGGCGUUCAGCGUCGCAGCGGAAGACGGCAGAGUCGCCGGAGACCUCGGCGACAACACGACUCUGAGGUUCAACACCGUGAUGUUAAACGUGGGCGACGCCUACAAUCUGUCGACAGGCGUCUUCACCGCCCCCGUUGACGGGCUGUAUUAUUUCACCUUCUUCUACCGAACUCCAGGAGGUCAAAGGGAAAAAAACAGGUCCGGUCCGAUUUUGUACAAGAACGACCAGGAGCUUGUGAAGAUCUCCGGUGGCCAGGCCUGUAAUGACGGAACGGAGUCUGCAGAGAACGCGGUGAUCCUGCAGCUGAGGGCAGACGACGAGGUGUGUCUGGCGCCGCCUGGAGGUUAUGUGACCUGGGCAGCAGGUCGCCGAGUCACCUUCAGUGGGUUUCUGCUCGCCUUCUGCAAAAUGUGAGACGAGGCCAAGAAGCUGAGCCCAGCGCUGCAGGACCAGUGAACCAGGCCGCCGCUGUCAUGUUCCUGUUCCUGUUCAACCAGAAUAAACCAUCGUGUUCAGUGAAA
Messenger RNA from Scophthalmus maximus (turbot), 717 nucleotides. Its product is annotated as complement C1q-like protein 4. The coding region runs from base 110 to 610 and encodes 166 amino acids. The record is from RefSeq and is a predicted model, not a curated record. Gene Ontology annotation, molecular function: protein binding. Lineage: Eukaryota; Metazoa; Chordata; Actinopteri; Pleuronectiformes; Scophthalmidae. The transcript is spliced from 3 exons.